Messenger RNA from Rubroshorea leprosula, 708 nucleotides. NCBI's taxonomy places the organism in Eukaryota, Viridiplantae, Streptophyta, Magnoliopsida, Malvales, Dipterocarpaceae. The record is from the annotation of a GenBank genome assembly.
ACUCUUUUCAUUUUCCAUUUUAGAAAAUGUGACCUCAUUCACUUUGGUUCUCUCUUCAAUCUCUUCCUAUCCUUCACGAUGCUUUCUUCUGUUCUUCAUGUCUAUCUCCAAGAAUUUUAUGUAAACAUCUAUCUAUUUCAGGCCUGGUCCUGUUCUUAUUUUACUCCUUUUGUGGCCAUAACCAACCCUUUUGAGGUCAAAUGGAAAACUACAUCCGGUUCUUCCAAUUCUCCUACCAACAUUAGCCACAUCAGGGGAAACAUCUUUCUGGAUUCAACUCCAACGGAAGAAUUUCUACAUUGGCCUUCCACUUCUCCUCCUUUUCAGGUCAGUGAAGACCUCACCAGGCUUAGAGCAUACCCAAAACUUGCAAAUUGCUAUGGAGUUCGAUCUUGUCGUUCUAUCCUGGAGGCAUAUAGGCUAGGAGACAACAGAGAUGUGAGGUGGUAUAUGAUGGGAGAUGAUGACACUUUAUUCUUUGUGGAUAAUAUAGUUGAUGUGCUAUCCAAGUAUGACCAUAUUAAAUAUCAUUACAUUGGGGCAGACUCGGAGGUUAUUGGGGCCAACAAUGCUUUCUCCUUUGACAUGGCAUUUGGAGGAGGGUAUGCUCUGAGCCUUGCCCUGGUAGAAGCUGUAGUUCCGGUGUAGGAUGAGUGCAUUGAGAGAUCCUUACUCAAAAACCGGUGACAAUAUAACAUAUACUUGUUU